Mesorhabditis spiculigera is the source of this 152-nucleotide messenger RNA. The record is from the annotation of a GenBank genome assembly. NCBI's taxonomy places the organism in Eukaryota, Metazoa, Nematoda, Chromadorea, Rhabditida, Rhabditidae.
AAAUCGCCAACUGCGACUUCAGUUUCAAGAAGGCCAUCGCACGACGCGCCGACCUUCAUCCGCACCGCGACAAGCCGACUGACGACACUCGUCAACGCCGAGACGUUAUUCAAGUUCGCGUCACCGCCUUUCUGCAUUACGACAUUACAUGG